Messenger RNA from Elgaria multicarinata webbii, 2094 nucleotides. RefSeq names its product zona pellucida glycoprotein 2 (gene ZP2). Gene Ontology annotation, biological process: binding of sperm to zona pellucida; prevention of polyspermy. Gene Ontology annotation, molecular function: acrosin binding; structural constituent of egg coat. The coding region runs from base 1 to 2094 and encodes 697 amino acids. Lineage: Eukaryota; Metazoa; Chordata; Lepidosauria; Squamata; Anguidae. The record is from RefSeq and is a predicted model, not a curated record. Gene Ontology annotation, cellular component: egg coat. The transcript is spliced from 18 exons.
AUGCGGCUGUUUUUCUUGCUUUGUUGCCUGCUAGGGCGCAUUCUUGAUUCCGUGACUUCAGAUUUCCCAGGUACAACAACUUGUCGUGAGGAUCGACUGCAGAUUUGGCUUCCUGAGGAGUUUGGCAACUCUUCCUCCUGGCAAGUGGAAGUUCUUGAUGCAAGUGGGGAAGGAAUUGAAGACUGCGACUAUGAUGUGGACUACGAAAAGCAGACUCUAACCGCUUUGUACAUGAACUGCACAAACCUGGAGCGUAGUAAGCACCGUCUGCGAUUUCGGCUGCGGUUCAACAAUACGGUGACCAGGGGUGCUGAGAAUACGACCUACCACAUUGACUGUGCUGCUGCUGUCCAGGCCGACGAAGCCUCUCGCCGUGGCCGCUUCGCCAGCACUACAAAUUGCACCGAAAACUUCAUGGCUGUUGCAUUUCCAAGACUUAUUCCCAGCUUUGAUGAUGAACAUGCGACUGCAGUGUCCCGGAUGGAGUGGAUUGUAUCCAUAGACGAUGGAACACGAACACACAGGCUAAGCCUUAGGCAAGCCAUACAACAAGGCUACACUUUCUUGACAGACGGCAACCGUAUCAUCUUCCAAGUCCCUUUUGAUGCUGUGGGAGUUAUUUCUUACAAGCAAGACGGCCGAAUACUGUACACUGUGGCGCUCAAGCUUACCUAUGGACCUCCUGAACAGCGGCUAACUGUGGAAUCAAGAAUGAUCUGUGCCCCAGGUCCAGCAAUCUGCAAUUCGACACACAUGACAAUUUCCAUCCCAGAUUUCCCAGGAAAACUGUCAGCUGUGAGUCUAGACAAUAAGAACAUUCCCCUCAACCAACUUCAAGCCAACGGAAUUGAUGCAGACACAAAGAAGGGUGUGAAAUUGUACAUCAGCAAGAAAGUCCUGAAGUCUCGGCUUUACAGAGAUGAUGACUGCUCAGGUUUUCAACUGUAUGCCUCAUCCCUGAAGAUGUAUUUUGACUACCACGGCGAAAUCGCGACGAUGGUGACUCACCCGGAGUGUCCUUGUGAGCAAAAUUCACCCAUAGCUACUGUGUGCACAUCAGAUGGCCACAUGGACUUUGAAAUCCUUAGUAGCAGCACGAAGCCCAUGCUAAACUUGGCUACGCUCCAGCUUAAAGACCCUGCCUGCAAGCCGGUCUUCCAAUCUCCUUCGAACGAUGCGGUUCGGUUCCGUGUGCCUCUGAACGGGUGUGGGACCAGGCAAAGGUUCAAUGGGGAGAAGGUGAUUUAUGAGAAUGAAGUGAGUGCGCUAUGGGCGGAUCUCCCACCACGCUGGAUCUCCAGAGAUAGCGAAUUCAGGCUAACAGUGAUGUGCUCCUAUGGCAGUGAUGAUGCCUCACUGGAUGUCGAGAUAAGCAGUCUUUCUCCUCCUGAUUCUGUAGUAAACCAAGGUCCCCUCUCCUUGAUUCUCCUUAUUUAUCCAGAUGUCUCCUACAUAGUUCCUUACAGCGAUGCCCAAUACCCUAUUGUGAAAUACUUGCGGCAGCCUAUUUUCCUGGAAGUUCAAGUACUCAACCGUGUUGACCCGAACAUCCACCUGAUGCUGGAUGACUGCUGGGCCACACUGUCUCUUGAUCCAGCCUCUUUGCCACGCUGGAACAUCGUGGUAGAUGGGUGUGACUACGAUCACGACAGCUACAAGACGUUGUUCCAUCCAGUAGGCCCUUCUGUCAGCUACCCUAACUUCCGACAAAGAUUUGAAGUCAAGGCAUUUGCCUUCGUUUCUGGUGGCAAAGCUCUGCCCAGCCUGGUGUACUUUCAUUGCAGCGUGCUCAUCUGUGACAGAUUUCGUCCAGACUCCCCUCUGUGUUCAAGGAGCUGUCCUCCUCCUCCUCCUAGAAACAGACGAGAUGCAGCGCCAGCAGAAAACGCUGCAGUCGUGACCCUUCCUCACGCUGUCAUUUUGGUACCAGAGGAGCAGCCUGAGAUUAGAGGCCAACAGAAAUGGAGUAAUGGAAUGUGGGUAACGGCUGUACAGGUGGUCGCUGUGACGCUUGGGCUCGUAGGCACUGCACUGGCAGUUCUAGGUCUACUCAAGAUCAAGAAGAGAACUGUCCUGAUAAACAGAAUAAAAUGA